Molecule: messenger RNA, 1665 nt
Organism: Daldinia loculata
Lineage: Eukaryota; Fungi; Ascomycota; Sordariomycetes; Xylariales; Hypoxylaceae
Product: MFS general substrate transporter
Exons: 8
Coding region: 1-1665 (554 amino acids)
Biological process (GO): transmembrane transport
Molecular function (GO): transmembrane transporter activity
Source: RefSeq, a predicted model, not a curated record
AUGUCUAUCUCGGCUGCGGAUACCGUCACGAAUUCCAUCGAUAUUUCGGGCCCCUGGGAAGACAAGGGGCUAUACGACAUCAAUCUUCUGAUGAAGAGAAUGAAUACCUACCCAACAGGACUCAAACUACACCUGAUUAUCCUCUCUCUCUGCCUGGGUGUCUUCCUUGUAGCCCUCGAUCAGACUAUUAUCGCCCCGGCGCUGGGCGCCAUCACCAGUGAAUAUGGCAGCGUCGGGGAUAUAGGUUGGUACGGUAGCUCGUACCUCUUGACCUCUACCGCACUGCAACCAUUAUACGGCAAAAUAUACCGGAUCUUUGACAUCAAGUACUCAUUCCUAGGUGCUAUCGCACUCUUCGAACUUGGCAGCUUGGUCUCGGCCAUGGCGCCGUCUUCUACAGCCUUCAUCAUCGGACGGGCCGUGGCGGGGAUGGGCAGCGCAGGCUUGUUCUCUGGCUCAGUCGUCAUCUUAUCGUACACUCUGCCUCUUCGGCGACUACCUCUCAUGUUUGGUAUGUUCGGCUGCAUGUGGGGUAUCGCGUCCGUGGCCGGACCCCUGCUCGGGGGCGUCUUCACGGACCAUCUCACCUGGAGAUGGUGUUUCUAUAUCAACCUGCCGAUCGGGGGACUCGCGAUGGUGGUGAUAUUUUUCUUCCUUACAAUUUCCCUGGUUAACAACCCGGAUGGUCAAUUUUUCCUCACGCGGGUUCUGGAACUUGACUUAAUAGGGGCUAUGGUACUAAUGCCGGCGAUCAUCAUGUUACUCCUCGCGCUCCAAUGGGGAGGUUCUCAGUUUCCGAGCGACCGACGUAUUAUCGGCUUAUUUGUCGGCGCUGGUGCCAUGGCCCUGAUCUUUGUUGGCAUUGAGCAUUACCAGCAGGACAAGGGCUUAUUGCCUCCGAGGUUCUUCAAGGAUCGCAACUUGCUGUGCGCUAUGCUAUUUGCCGCCUUCUUCGGGGCCUCGUUCUUCCCCCUAAUCUAUUAUCUUUCCCUCUACUUCCAAGCCAUACAGGGAGACAGCGCCGUCAGGGCAGACAUCAAGCUCUUACCCCUCCUUAUAUCAGUAGUCGUCAGCUCGAUCAUCUCAGGUGCCCUCAUCACCGCCACCGGCUACUACAACCCGUUUAUCCUAGUCGAGAUCGCCAUGGUCGCCUUCGGGUACCAGGUCCUCGACGGGCUGGGUGUAGGCGUCGGAUUCCAGGCCAGUGUCGUCGUAGUGCAAAAUGUAGUUUCGAGAGAGCUGGUUCCGCAGGCUACAUCGUGCGUGCAAUUCUUCCAGUCUCUCGGUGGCGCCCUCUUCAUCGCCGUCGCCCAAACCCCACACCUCGACCCCAGACUCUUCACGCACAGCGGCGCGUCCCAAGUCCGACAGGUCCUAGCAUCCAUCGGCCAAGAACGCAUGCUCAACGCCGUGUUAGGCGCUUACAUGAGCGGCCUGCGGCACACGUAUUGCAUCUCCGCAGCCGCGGCGACUGUCGCGUUUCUGGCCGCGCUAGGCCUCCAGUGGAAGAAGAUCGAGAAGAAGGGCGAUGGCAACACGGCUACGGCCGCAGGUGAGAUCUGGAGAGCGUGUACGCCGGCUGCCGAGUUUGAUACGUAUUAUGAGGGGGCGGGCGAGUUAUGUGCUGCGUCGAAGCUGCAGAAACGUCGGCGUGGAUAUCCUUAA